CCGCAUGUCAGCUAACAUAACCCAACACAUCAACUCACUUUGUCUUCGUCUCGUCGUCAGAAUAACAUACCAGAGACAUUCAGCAGUGAAGAGUCUCGACAGAUGUUAAUAUCACCGUUCAUCUAGGUACCAAGACACAAGAAUCUCGUCAAGGAGGACUCCCUAGAAUUUGAGUGGGUAUCCUCCUCGGAUUCCAACCAGACCUCAAACAUGUCAACCCCAGAUCCAACGCUGGGCCUCCCUCGGAUCCUAGCAAUCCAUGGAGGAGGGGUCAACUCAGCAAUAUUCAAAGCCCAAUUACGAGCCUUUCUCAACCACGACAAACUCAAAAACCGAUUUCGAUUUGUUUUCGUCGACGCGCCAUUCUUCUGCCACGAGGGAGUCGGUGUACAUCCCGUAUACUCAGACUGGGGCCCAUUCAGACGCUGGUUUCGAUGGCUUGAGUCACACGCCGAGAUCGACGCUGCAGCAUGCUCAUACGAGCUAGAGUACACCAUUGAGCGAUGUAUGGAAAGCGACCCUGGAACUGGCGAAUGGGUCGGGCUAUUGGGAUUCAGCCAGGGCGCCAAGCUAGCAGCCAGCAUGCUGUACGAGCAACAGUUACAAGAAAAGGACGGACCAUGGCGAUUCGCAGUCAUUUUGGCCGGACGGGCGCCCAUGGUCAGUCUCAAUCCAGAGUCGGAGCAGUUUCCUUGGAUGCAGUCGGCGGGUGGCUUGCCGGACGCGGCAGACCUCGACAGUAUCUAUGAGCGUCCAGAUAUGAAAUUGAAGAUUCCUACGUUACAUGUCCAUGGUCUCAAGGAUGAGGGUUUACAUUUGCAUCGCCGGUUGGUGGAGGAUUAUUGUGCAGCGGGGACUGCGACUCUAGUGGAAUGGGAUGGGCCUCAUCGGAUUCCUAUUAAGAAAAGCGAUGUGGAUAGAAUAGUUUCCGCUUGGACUGAUCUGGCCGAUGAAUAUGGGAUUUAGUUGACAAUGGCGGAUGUUCUGUUCAUCGUAAGCGAGGAGACUAGGGUCAGAGUAUGUAUCGUAUUCUAUGCGCAAGUCGAUAGUCAAGACAACUAGCAAGGAGUCUUGUCGUUAGGGAGAAUAUUCUACU
Molecule: messenger RNA, 1096 nt
Organism: Exophiala mesophila
Lineage: Eukaryota; Fungi; Ascomycota; Eurotiomycetes; Chaetothyriales; Herpotrichiellaceae
Exons: 1
Coding region: 211-966 (251 amino acids)
Biological process (GO): secondary metabolite biosynthetic process
Cellular component (GO): nucleus; cytoplasm
Source: RefSeq, a predicted model, not a curated record